This is a messenger RNA of Acanthosepion pharaonis, 2796 nucleotides long. The record is from the annotation of a GenBank genome assembly. NCBI's taxonomy places the organism in Eukaryota, Metazoa, Mollusca, Cephalopoda, Sepiida, Sepiidae.
AUGUCUAUCUCACACUCUUUCUUGGAUAAUUUCUCUCUCUCUCUUUCUAUCUAUCUAUCUAACUUUAUUCAUAUCUAUCUAUCUAUCUAUCUAUCUUUGCUCUUCCCUUUCUUUCUUUCUUUCUUUCUUUCUAUCUAUCUAUCUAUCUUUGCCUCUUCCUUUUCUUUCUUUCUAUCUAUCUAUCUAUCUUUGCCUCUUCCUUUUAUUUCUUUCUUUCUUUCUUUAUUUCUUUCUUUCUUUAUUUCUUUCUUUCUUUCUUUCUUUCUACCUAUCUAUCUAUCUAUCUAUCUUUGCCUCUUCCUUUUCUUUCUAUCUAUCUAUCUAUCUUGCCUCUUCCUUUUCUUUUCUUUCUUUCUUUCUUUCUUUCUUUCUAUCUAUCUAUCUAUCUAUCUUUGCCUCUUCCUUUUCUUUCUUUCUAUCUAUCUAUCUAUCUUUGCCUCUUCCUUUUAUUUAUUUCUAUCUAUCUAUCUUUGCCUCUUUCUUUUCUUUCUUUCUUUCUUUCUUUCUAUCUAUCUAUCUAUCUUUGCCUCUUCCUUUUCUUUCUUUCUAACUAUCUAUCUAUCUUUGCCUCUUCCUUUUAUUUCUUUCUUUUUUUCUUUAUUUCUUUCUUUCUUUCUUUCUUUCUAUCUAUCUAUCUAUCUAUCUUUGUCUCUUCCUUUUCUUUCUAUCUAUCUAUCUAUCUUUGCCUCUUCCUUUUCUUUCUUUCUUUCUUUCUUUCUUUCUUUCUAUCUAUCUAUCUUUGCCUCUUCCUUUUCUUUCUUUCUAUCUAUCUAUCUUUGCCUCUUCCUUUUCUUUCUUUCUUUCUUUCUUUCUAUCUAUCUAUCUAUCUUUGCCUCUUCCUUUUCUUUCUAUCUAUCUAUCUAUCUUUGCCUCUUCCUUUUCUUUCUUUCUUUCUUUCUUUCUUUCUAUCUAUCUAUCUAUCUUUGCCUCUUCCUUUUCUUUCUUUCUAUCUAUCUAUCUUUGCCUCUUUCUUUUCUUUCUUUCUUUCUUUCUUUCUUUCUUUCUAUCUAUCUAUCUAUCUUUGCCUCUUCCUUUUCUUUCUUUCUAUCUAUCUAUCUAUCUCUUCCUUUUCUUUCUUUCUUUUCUUUCUUUCUAUCUAUCUAUCUUUCUUUUCUUUUUUUUCUUUCUAUCUAUCUAUCUUUGCCUCUUCCUUUUCUUUUCUUUCUUUCUUUCUUUCUUUCUAUCUAUCUAUCUAUCUUUCUAUCUAUCUAUCUUUGCCUCUUCCUUUUUCUUUCUUUUCUUUCUUUCUUUCUUUCUUAUCUAUAUCUAUCUAUCUUUGCCUCUUCCUUUUCUUUUCUUUCUAUCUAUCUAUCUUUGCCUCUUCCUUUUCUUCUUUCUUUCUUUCUUUAUUUUCUUUCUUUCUUUCUUUUCUUUCUAUCUAUCUAUCUUUGCCUCUUCCUUUUCUUUUCUUUUUUCUAUCUAUCUAUCUAUCUUUGCCUCUUCCUUUUUUUUUCUUUCUAUCUAUCUAUCUAUCUUUGCCUCUUCCUUUUUUUCUUUCUUUCUUUCUUUCUUUUUUUCCUAUCUAUCUAUCUAUCUUUUUGCCUCUUCCUUUUCUUUCUUUUUCUAUCUAUCUAUCUAUUUUCUUUUUGCUUUCUUUCUUUCUAUUUCUAUCUAUUUUUCUUUCUUUUUCUUUCUUUCUAUUAUCUAUCUAUUUUCUUUUUCUUUCUUUCUAUCUAUCUAUCUUUCUUUAUCUAUCUAUCUUCCUUUUCUUUCUUUUCUUUCUAUCUAUCUAUCUAUCUUUGCCUCUUUCUUUUUUCUUUCUUUCUUUUUUCUUUCUUUCUAUCUAUCUAUCUAUCUUUGCCUCUUCCUUUUCUUUCUUUCUAUCUAUCUAUCUAUCUAUCUUUGCCUCUUCCUUUUCUUUCUUUCUUUCUUUCUUUCUUUAUUUCUUUCUUUCUUUCUUUCUUUCUAUCUAUCUAUCUAUCUAUCUUUGCCUCUUCCUUUUCUUUCUAUCUAUCUAUCUAUCUUUGCCUCUUCCUUUUCUUUGUUUCUUUCUUUAUUUCUUUCUUUCUUUCUUUCUUUCUUUCUAUCUAUCUAUCUAUCUAUCUAUCUUUGCCUCUUCCUUUUCUUUCUAUCUAUCUAUCUAUCUUUGCCUCUUCCUUUUCUUUCUUUCUAUCUAUCUAUCUAUCUUUGCCUCUUUCUUUUCUUUCUUUCUUUCUUUCUUUCUUUCUAUCUAUCUAUCUAUCUUUGCCUCUUUCUUUUCUUUCUUUCUAUCUAUCUAUCUAUCUUUGCCUCUUCCUUUUCUUUUCUUUCUUUCUUUCUUUCUUUAUUUCUUUUUCUUUUCUUUUUUCUUUCUAUCUAUCUAUCUAUCUAUAUCUUUGCCUCUUCCUUUUCUUUUUCUAUCUAUCUAUCUAUCUUUGCCUCUUCCUUUUCUUUUUUCUUUCUUUCUUUCUUUCUAUCUAUCUAUCUAUCUAUCUUUGCCUCUUCCUUUUCUUUUCUUUCUAUCUAUCUAUCUAUCUUUGCCUCUUCCUUUUCUUUCUUUCUUUCUUUCUUUAUUUCUUUCUUUCUUUCUUUUUCUAUCUAUCUAUCUAUCUAUCUAUCUAUCUAUCUAUCUAUCUAUCUAUCUUUGCCUCUUCCUUUUCUUUCUAUCUAUCUAUCUAUCUAUCUUUGCCUCUUCCUUUUCUUUCUUUCUUUCUUUCUUUCUUUCUUUCUUUCUUUCUUUCUAUCUAUCUAUCUAUCUUUGCCUCUUCCUUUUCUUUCUUUCUAUCUAUCUAUCUAUCUUUGCCUCUUCCUUUUCUUUCUUUCUUUCUUUCUUUCUUUCUUUCUUUCUAUCUAUCUAUCUCCCCGUCAUUUCUUUAA